This is a messenger RNA of Arctia plantaginis, 321 nucleotides long. The record is from the annotation of a GenBank genome assembly. NCBI's taxonomy places the organism in Eukaryota, Metazoa, Arthropoda, Insecta, Lepidoptera, Erebidae.
AUGGACUGGGACGCGCUGCAGCUGCGCCGCCUGCGCCCGCCCUUCCGACCCAAAGUGGUGAGUACCGCGUACUUAGGGUCCCAGUUCUGCCGCGACAUGGACUGGGACGCGCUGCAGCUGCGCCGCCUGCGCCCGCCCUUCCGACCCAAAGUGUUCUGCCGCGACAUGGACUGGGACGCGCUGCAGCUGCGCCGCCUGCGCCCGCCCUUCCGACCCAAAGUGGUGAGUACCGCGUACUUAGGGUCUAGUUCUGCCGCGACAUGGACUGGGACGCGCUGCAGCUGCGCCGCCUGCGCCCGCCCUUCCGACCCAAAGUGGUGA